This is a messenger RNA of Erpetoichthys calabaricus (reedfish), 3879 nucleotides long. It is a transcript of the gene pnpla2, whose product is annotated as patatin-like phospholipase domain containing 2. Gene Ontology annotation, molecular function: triacylglycerol lipase activity. Gene Ontology annotation, cellular component: membrane; lipid droplet; cytoplasm. The record is from RefSeq and is a predicted model, not a curated record. Gene Ontology annotation, biological process: triglyceride catabolic process; lipid homeostasis; positive regulation of triglyceride catabolic process. The coding region runs from base 348 to 1886 and encodes 512 amino acids. Lineage: Eukaryota; Metazoa; Chordata; Cladistia; Polypteriformes; Polypteridae. The transcript is spliced from 9 exons.
CCAACAUGCACCGCCCUGUUCGAAUUGUCAUUGAGGCCGAGCGUUCGAAAACAGCGAAGGACUAAGUUGAACAUAUGCGUUAGAAGAUUCAUCUGGACAGCUGCGUAAAGGAGAUCUUGUGUCAACUGUAAAAAGCGGUGUGGCGACAGAAAGGGAAAUAAAGUCUUGCGUGUCUCGACACGGACACAUCUGACAUCUGAGAAUGAUGAUACAAUGUGAACUGCCGAGAGUAGCGAACAGUGAAACACCGCACUGACAAGUGCAGCUAGUGAACUUGGACGACGUACUGCCGGCUCUAACGUUUCUUUCUUUUCCCCGAGCCGAGCCUGUGACCAGCUUAUAUUAGUAUGUUUCCUCUGGACUCACCGUGGAACAUUUCGUUUGCGGGCUGUGGCUUUUUGGGCAUAUAUCACAUUGGUGUUGCCAGCUGCCUACGGGAACAUGCCCCCUUCCUGGUAGAAAAUGCCAGAAACAUCUACGGGGCCUCGGCAGGGGCGCUGACCGCUACUGCUCUGGUGAGCGGCGCUUGUUUGGGAGAGGCAGGGGCUAACAUCAUUGAAGUUUCCAAAGAAGCUCGCAAGCGCUUCCUGGGGCCUCUUCACCCUUCAUUCAACCUGGUGAAGAUAAUGAAGAACCGCUUGUAUCAGACACUGCCAGAAGAUGCCCACAUACUAGCCAGUGGCCGUCUAGGCAUCUCUCUCACCCGUGUUUCAGAUGGAGAAAAUGUGAUGGUAUCCGAGUUUAACACCAAAGAAGAAUUAAUACAGGCCUGCGUGUGUAGUGCCUUUAUUCCUGUUUACUGUGGACUAAUCCCACCAUCACUUCAAGGAGUAAGAUAUGUCGAUGGUGGAAUUACUGAUAACCUGCCACAGUAUGAAAUGAAGAACACCAUUACUGUUUCUCCGUUCUCUGGGGAGAGUGACAUCUGCCCUCGUGACAGCUCAACCAAUAUCCAUGAACUGCGGGUUACAAAUACCAGCAUCCAGUUCAAUCUAACCAACCUAUACCGCUUAUCUAAGGCUCUGUUUCCUCCAGACCCUCAGGUGAUGAAAGCUAUGUGUCGACAAGGCUACAAGGAUGCCAUGUAUUUCAUAAAAAAAACAGGACUUGUACAAUUUAGACGACCACUCCAGAGUCCUGCUGCUGUUUCUGCUGAGAGAGAUGAAGAAGAAGGACAAGAUGUUGUUGAGGUCUUCACAGAAAACUCUGAUAUAGAAGAUCAUAUUUUUGAUCAUUUGCCACCAAGAUUGCAUAGAGCCCUGAUGGAAGCCUGCACAGAGAAGAGAAGUCUAUUCCAUUCCUUGUCAAAUCUUCUGCCAAUGCGUCUAGCCUCUGUAAUGAUGCUACCAUAUACUUUACCUUUAGAGUCGGCAAUCUCUUUUACUGUGAGGUUACUGGAAUGGCUGCCAGAUGUACCAGAAGAUAUUGAGUGGAUAAAGGAUCAGACGCACAAAGUGUUGAGAUACCUCCUGUGCAGUGCCAAAAACAGAAUAAGCCAUCAUCUCUCUGGCAGGCUCUAUUACCACCUGGAGCUACGACGCACACAGUCCCUUCCUCUACCCAUAAGUCAUGCAUCAGGCCAGCUGUUCCGCAAAUGGGAGAAGAAUAGAUCCUCCUUCAUGGAUUUGAUACUCAAAGUAGACGAGUGCCAGCGGCAGUUACUACCAGGAUUUUUCUGCAUUAAUGUGGACAUGCAGGCAUCACUGUAUCAUGAAACACUUGAGUUGAAACCAGAUGAAGGACUCAAAAUGAGAGAAGUAAAUAAACUACCAUCCCCAAUGGUAGAAAACCCAUCACUGUCAGAAACUGGGCCGUCUGAGACUUUGCUAGUAUGUGACAAUGUAACAGCCCAGUUUCAGACCUCAGAGGAUUAUAUCAACCAUUAGCACUGAAGAUUAAACUAUUUCCACAUUCUUCAUUAAAAUUAAGUGGUCUCUGCAAUCAUUAAACACUUACUGGAACAUCUCCAAUAAUGCUAAUGCUCCCGGUGGCCUUCAUAAUCUUUUGCUUUUAAAAGUUCUUGUAGUACUUUUACACACUUACAGUCAAAAUAUGUACACUGUCUACAAAGCACUUUGUGUUAUAUGUAGCAUUGUUAGUGUUACUGCAGUUAGUCAGUAUUAAAAAAAAAAAAUAAAAAAUCCUAAAACCACAGAGCAUCAUUACAGAUUUUUAUGACUCGUCUCCUUUGGAUUCUGUUAGUUACUUUUAUCAUCUUAUAGAGCACUGAUUCAGCUAUGUCAGAAAGGACAGUUCUCCUCUAAAUAGACAUUAUUUAAUAAAACAAAAUUAUCACAUUGGACAUUUUGUGGCUUUACAUUGAUAAAAGUGAUAUCUCCCUUCUGGCAUAACCUAAUUAGAAGCCAGUAGCCAGAGAGGCACAAACUUGCCUCAUGUUAAUUCAUGAAGACCUCAAUGAGCUUUUCUUUUCUGUUAAAUAAAUAAAAGUAUAGGUGUAUGCUACAUCAAAAUCAAGAGCAGUUACAGACCAUUUAUGUUUUUAAUGUCUUAUGAAUCUGUAAUUUUUAUGAACCAAACGGCACAGAGAUAUUUGUAAUCAAAAGGUUUUUAGAAAAGUAGGGCAGAGGAGUAUAGCAUGUGGUCAAAAAAAACGAGGUGAUUAUGUUGUAUAGAGAAGGUAUGUUUCCCAUCAGGUAAAUGGUUUCAUAGAAAAGCAUAUCAUUAUGCAAGUAAGAAAAGUAAUGGGCAGUAUGAAAGGAAGAGAUUGUUAAGGGUAACAGGGAUGGAAAAUGAUUUUGCUGUAUAAAAUAAAUUUGUUGUUUUGAAGGGAGAUGCUAGCUUAUUGCAUUGGGCAAUACUCACUCCAUUUAUAUAAAAGGAUUUAUUGAUGCUUUUCUGCCUGAAGUAGAAGGCAGCACUGGGAAACCUGUGUGUAUGUAUGAGCUUGUAAUCAGGUAUGAAUAGAUGAUGUGUUGAGGUAAGGGGAGAAGGGUGAGGUUUUGCCCUAGAAGUUACAGGUGCAUUUUUCAUUUUCAGUUUAAGUGUAUUGUCCACAAUAUCAGAAAUUCAUUGGAUUUACUAACAUGAUUAUGUAUAAAACCACAUGGAAUAUUCCCCAAUGUACAUACAGGCUUGUGAAUUUAGUGAAUCUUAAAAAGUUUUGAACAGUUGGGCGCUGUAACUUUCCUUUUUAACAAACCAAAAUAUUGCAUUCUUAUAUCAUGGGGUCAGGGGUGCUUCAGAAACUAUGUUUAAUUUUGCUUCCCACUGCUACAGUAUGUCGUACAUAAUGGUUUUUGACCGAAAUUACCUCAGCAGCUAAACAGUAAAGAAAACAAAGAUAGUAUUCUAAAAUCAACUGCAUUAGAUCUUUGCAACAGGCAAUGCAUUUUUGUACUUGCACAUAAUUUGUAUCUAGUAUAAGUUUUAUGUUCUGCAGAGAGUUAAGUUAAUGUUUAAAAUACAUGUUAAUAUUUAGAGGAUUAAUCAUUUAUUUUGUUUAUGGAAAAAUCCAACCUGCACUUUUAUGGAGCAAAAAAGCCAAAGCUUUUUCAAAUUUUCUUUUGUUUUCUUGUUUUAUCAAUAGUAUUUAGCACUCUCCUUGCUUCUGUUGCCUUCGAUUGGAGGGACUAUUUUGGGGUGUUUUUCUGAAAGCUAGUUUCUUAGCUUAAAACUGGGAAAUUCUACUAGAUGCAUAGUAUUACUAAUUAAUCUGUAUUAAAAAGAUUUGUUCAAGAAACCAUGGCAGAGAUUUUUUUUGGACAAUUAUGCAAAAAGUCACCUCAGUUUGGUGGAUGUCUUAGUGCAAUGAUCAUUUCUGUUUUAUUGUAUGUGUGUUUGUAUGUUUAUGUAUAUAUGUGUAUAUACUCGUAUAUCUGCACUGGUAGACAAAAUAUAUAUUUAAUCAAAAAGUCAUAA